AUGGGCGAGACCAUGUCAAAGAGGUUGAAAUUGCAUCUGGGAGGGGAGGCGGAGAUGGAGGAGCGCGCGUUCACCAAUCCCUUCCCGGACUACGAGGCCGCCCUCGCCGCCGCGGGGCUCACUACCGGAACCUCAGAAGAGUCGGGCUGUGUUCGCACCCAAUCCACCACAGAUGAGCUCGGCCUUCCUUUCCACCACGACGGCAAGAUCAUUCACAAUUUUGUGAGGCGGAUCCAGACCAAAAUCAAAGAUCUUCUACAGCAGAUGGAAGAAGGGCUGAAGACAGCUGAUCCUCAUGAUUGCUCUGCUUAUACUGGUUGGACAGGCAUAGCCCUUUUGUACCUGCAGCUGUACCGGGUCACUUGUGACCAGACAUACCUGCUUCGAUCUCUGGAUUAUGUAAAGAGAACACUUAGGAACCUGAAUGGUCGCAGGGUCACUUUCCUCUGUGGAGAUGCUGGGCCCCUUGCUGUAGGAGCUGUGAUAUAUCAUAAACUCAAAAGUGACUGUGAAUCCCAGGAAUGCAUCACAAAACUUUUGCAGCUGCACAGAAGCAUUGUCUGCCAAGAAUCAGAGCUUCCUGAUGAGCUGCUGUUCGGUCGAGCAGGUUAUCUGUAUGCCUUACUGUACCUGAACACGGAGAUUGGCCCUGGCACUGUGUGUGAAUCAGCCAUUAAAGAGGUAGUAAAUGCUAUUAUUGAAUCCGGUAAAACCUUAUCAAGAGAAGAAAGAAAAACUGAUCGCUGUCCCCUAUUGUAUCAGUGGCACAGGAAGCAGUAUGUUGGAGCAGCCCAUGGCAUGUCUGGGAUCUACUAUAUGUUAAUGCAGCCUGCAGCAAAAGUGGACCAAGAAACCUUAAUAGAAAUGGUGAAGCCUAGUAUCGAUUAUGUACGCCACAAGAAAUUUCGAUCUGGGAAUUAUCCAUCUUCAUUAAGCAAUGAAACAGAUCGAUUGGUCCACUGGUGCCAUGGUGCCCCAGGUGUCAUCCAUAUGCUCAUGCAAGCAUAUAAGGUUUUUAAGGAGGAGAAAUACCUGAAAGAGGCCAUGGAGUGUAGUGAUGUGAUUUGGCAGCGAGGUUUGCUCCGAAAGGGAUACGGGAUUUGCCAUGGGACCUCUGGGAAUGGCUAUUCUUUUCUGUCUCUUUACCAUGUCACAAAGGAUAAAAAGUAUCUCUACCGAGCUUGCAAGUUUGCAGAGUGGUGUCUAGAUUAUGGAGCGCAUGGAUGCCGCAUUCCUGAUAGACCAUAUUCCCUGUUUGAAGGCAUGGCUGGCGCUAUUCACUUUCUCUCUGACAUCCUGGUACCAGAGACAUCACGAUUUCCAGCAUUUGAACUUGGCAUUUCACAAAGAAAUUAAAAAGAACUUUCUGAUGGAUAUGUGGAAGACAGAGAAGAGCUAGUGGAGACCCAUGACUAGGAAAACUUGUAAUAGGAGCUGCUCAGGGUGAGAUAAGGGUCUGAAGUAAAAUUCAGUAAAAUCUAAUGACUUAUUUGUUGGAUACAGUUGGCAAAGGAGACAAAUGAUUCCACCAAGAGAAAUGGUGCAUGGCUACACAGAAAACAGAGACCAGCAUGAAGAAGAAGAGCAAACAGGGAUGCAUUCUCUUCUGCUAAUACCCAGAUGCCAUGGGACAUUCAAGGGAAACUAUACAGCUAAAAUGUGGAUCUAAUAACAUCACCUGCUUAUGUUUGUCCCAGUGCAGAUGAAUGGAGGAGCAACAUAUCCUGACACUCAGCUAGCACAAAGAACCAAGGACACACCUUGCAUCUGUGGGGCCAGUGUGGCCAUGUGUGCCAACGAGGGCCUGGGCUGCUUCCCCUGUAUCAAAAAUUCUCUAAUUAAUCCAGAUGAAAAUUCAAUGAAUGAUGGCUUUGGCUUUCCAGUUUAGCUGAAAAUUUGGAUUUCACACUGUGAUCAAAUAUGAAUUCAACACUAAUAAGGGCUGGGGUGUAGCUCAAUGUGCCUCCACUGGGUAGAGUGCUUCCUUAGGCCUAGGAUUCAAUUUCCAGCAUUGCCAACAAACAAAUAACCUAAACCCAAAACAAACAAACAAAAAACAUGAAAGAAUAAAAUUCAUGUGUACUUACAAAAUGGUACUAGCCUUGAGUGACAGUUUAAUGUAUUUCUAUAUUCAUAUCUUUCUGGGUAACAUUUUAAAAAAUAAUCAAUAAAAGUAUAAUUUUGGGGGGGGGGAGUAGAGUUGAACUGGGGAUUGAACCCAGGGGAAGAUUAAUACUGAGCUAUAUCCCCAGUCCUUUUUAUUUUUUAGUUUUGAGACAGGGCCACAAUAAAUUGCCAAGGCUGGUCUCAAACCACCAUGCCCAACCCAUAAAAUUCUUUUUUAAAGGAAAAUCCUGCAAAAUAUCUGGUAGAAGAAAACCAUGAAAAAGCAAUGUGUAAAUGACCAUCUCUGUUCUUUUUGCAUCUUGAGGACAGUCUGUCCUUUUUACAUUCAAUCCCCCUAAUUCUCUCUUUUAUUUUAACUACUCUCUUGAGGUGUGACUGAUAUGCAAAAAGCUGUAUGCAAUGUAUAAAACAUGGGUUUGCCAAUGACUAAAUAUCCAUGAAAUCGUUACUAUAAUGUAUAGCAUAAACAUAUCUAUCUCCUCCAAAGUUUUCUCUAGCCUCUUAUUUACUAUUAGUAUUUUUUGUGAGUGAUAAGAACACUUAAUAUUAAGACCUACCCUCUUAACAAAUUUUUAAUUAUUACAUCACAGUUUAUUCAUUCUAGCCUGGAUGCUCUAAGACUAAUUCAUUUUGUUUAACCAGAACUUUGUAAAAGCAAGGUAAGAACUGCUCCAGGAAUUCUGAUAAUCCACUUGCAGUAUGCAAUCAACUAGUCAUCACUGCCCCCCCCCCCAGUCUCUCAGGUAGAAACUGGGAGAAGAGCAGCAUGAACACAAGCCACAAACCUACCCCUUAUCCUCACUGCACACCUGUUCACAAACCCAGAGCUCUAAUGAACAGAGCCUUACCAGCCCUCUGAGGCUCUGGGCUCUCAUGUAUUCUCAGAAAGCUCCUUCUAAGGAAGUGGGACCUCACAUACAAUGUCAAAACCAGUGCACCAGCCAAUGUCUAAAGCCAAUGCUGCCCACCACAGUAGAUAAGAGAUUCAAAGUUAAGGCAAAAUGUUUUAAAAUAACUAAGAAAUAGCUCAUUCUCUUGGACUCUGACACAUUGCUUUAGGUGAUAUGCUCUAAAAAGACCAAAUAUAACUUGAAGAAAAAUGUUUACAGCAGCACUUAUAAUACUAGUAAGUGCACAAUAAAUACAUUGAAUAGAUGUAUAAAUAAAAGGUAAAACCAAAAAUUAUCAGCAAUCAUAGAGGAGUUAGGCAAGUUCUAUUUAGUAACACAACAGUAAAUCCAGAGGCAUUAAGAAUGGCAGGGAAAUUACUGUUCCUACCCAGAAUCUUAUACAUGAAAUAAUUUUUAAGGAAAAAGGAAUAGAACAAAAUAAUAUGCAUAUAUGAACUGUAUACAAGUCGUACCAAUAAUGAUGUAAGAAUAUGAGGUAAUGAAUAUAUAAUCUUGGUCAUCAACAUUUAAAUGAAUAAAAUGGCCUGAAUUUUCUCUCUCAAGUCAUACUUUGUGGCAGUACCCUUUAUAAAUGUUUAUAGAAGACAGGAAAAACUAUAGGGAGGAGAGACAAGGACAGGGGGCUGGCUGACCUGGAGCCGAGUUGGGGGGCUGCCUGGUGUAGGACACGUUGAAAGCAGGCUCCUCGAUCAGCGGUGGGGGAUACAUGCGCCUCCGGAUGAAGAAGCCCGCUCCACAGCAGAAGAGCACACCCAUCAUAAGGAGGAACC
Marmota monax (woodchuck) is the source of this 3808-nucleotide messenger RNA. It is a transcript of the gene Lancl2, whose product is annotated as LanC like glutathione S-transferase 2. The transcript is spliced from 10 exons. Bases 1 to 1356 code for a protein of 451 amino acids. Gene Ontology annotation, biological process: peptide modification; carbohydrate metabolic process. Gene Ontology annotation, cellular component: plasma membrane. The record is from RefSeq and is a predicted model, not a curated record. NCBI's taxonomy places the organism in Eukaryota, Metazoa, Chordata, Mammalia, Rodentia, Sciuridae.